GGUAUCGCAUUCGACGAUUCAAUAGCCAACCGGAUAAAAUCUGACUCUACACUUUCCUAUACAAUUCGGUUGUCGAAUACCAAUCGUCGCAGCAAAGGAUUUACCGGUUCAAAUACCUACACACCAUGGAAUACGCAUGAGGUGUUCGCAGUGCAAUUCAUCAGCGGACCCAUAAAUCCCUCAGAAGCCGAUGGAGGCUACCCAGGCUACUGGAAAGAAGGUUUUAUGACAGUGCAGAAAGCUGUGAACAAUGCCAUCUACGAGAUUCUCACCGGCCAUCACAUCGACAUAUUCAAUAUUGACCUCAUGAUAGGUCGAUUCCCAUUCCCAGCGUACAAGUCGAAAAUCAUCGAAAUCGGCGCAUUCUUUCUUCCUGUCGUCAUUGUAUUCUCCUAUAUGACUAGUGUGAUCUACAUAGUAAAGAGUGUAGUAAUGGAGAAGGAAGCAAAACUGAAGGAAUAUAUGCGGGUCAUGGGUCUGAGCCAGUGGAUUCAUUGGGUUGGUCAUUUCAUCGUCAAUUAUGUGAAACUGCUUCUC
This is a messenger RNA of Ostertagia ostertagi, 537 nucleotides long. Lineage: Eukaryota; Metazoa; Nematoda; Chromadorea; Rhabditida; Trichostrongylidae. The record is from the annotation of a GenBank genome assembly.